Messenger RNA from Rodentolepis nana, 498 nucleotides. NCBI's taxonomy places the organism in Eukaryota, Metazoa, Platyhelminthes, Cestoda, Cyclophyllidea, Hymenolepididae. The record is from the annotation of a GenBank genome assembly.
CGAGAAAAUUCGCGACGCCUUUCUCUUGAUCCAUGUCGUCGAGAAGAACGAACACUGCGACCACCGUAUUCUCGACCAGAAUCUACUUCAUAUCUGUUUAUCAAUGAAAAAUAUCUCUGGCUUUUCGUGGUUGUCUUUAUUGCUGGACACCGAAUCAGGCGUUUUGCCAAGCAAUCGUGUCCGGUACGAAGUCUAAACUCAGCAACGGCUUCGAUUCUUGGCCAAAAGUCUAAACUCAGCAACGGCUUCGAUUCUUGGCCAUUCGGCUAUGUGGUAGAGUGCCACUCUAAACUCAGCAACGGCUUCGAUUCUUGGCCAGUCGGCAUUGGCAACUGUGUUUCUCCUUUGUCGAGACUGGUCUCCCAGAUUUUGUUGAAAAGUGUCAGCAUGACUGGUCUCCCAGAUUUUGUUGUAAAGCGUCAGCAUGGUUUACUUGGCCUCCCAGAUUUUGUUGUAAAGCGUCAGCAUGGUUUCCUUGUCUCCCAGAUUUUGUUGUAA